AACCGCAGCAUGCAUCUACCACUCACGCUGUGACCUGCAGUUGUUUGAACGACUUGUUGAUGACUUAGAAAAGUCUUGAGACUUCAGAUCUCGAUAGGUCUUGCCUUUCGUCUCUAUAAAUGAGCAGGUCUGUGACUGAACUCAGCAACUUGGCAAGCAACAAGUACUCUCUUCAGAAAGAAUCGCAUUCUAAUUCUUUCACCUGAUCAAUGGCCUCUCGACAUGGGAGUAGUUUGCCUUCAAAAUGUCUGAGCUUAAAGUUCAUUCUAUGCAUUUGUGCUCUGACACUAAGAAUUGGGUUGACUGACGCUUGGACAGGGAUCUGUUUUGGGGAAGACGGGUCCGACAUCCCGAGCAGGACCCAGGUCGUUCAGAAGUUCCGAGAUCUGGGCAUCACCCACGUCCGCCUCUACCACACCUACCAGGGCACACUCCAAGCGUUCUCCAACAGCGGCAUUCAACUCACCGUGGGCAUAACGAACGAAGAUUUCGUCAAUGCCUUAUCAAGUGUGGGCUCUGCCAGAACCUGGGUCAACAGCAACAUCGUCCCUUAUGGCUCCAGUAACAUCGUCGCUGUGACGGUGGGAAACGAAGUCUUCUCUUCUUCGGUGGGGGACAAUGUGAAAAACGCACUGCUGCCUUCAAUGCAGAAUCUGAGAGAGGCGCUGAAUCAGGCAGGUAAGAGUGGGAUCAAGGUCACAACAGCUCACGCUUUCGACGUCGUCACGAACACCUUCCCCCCAUCCAACGGCCAGUUUGUUGACACCGGAAGGAUGCAGCCCUUGGUGAACUGGCUGGCCUCGGUAGGAUCGGACUUCAUCUGCAACAUCUACCCCUACUUCACAUACAUAUCAUCCAAUGGGCAAAUCACGUUGCAAUAUGGCCGUCUUGAGUCUGGCUCCGUCACAGAUUCAAACAAUGGCAGGAUAUAUACGAAUCUUCUCGCACAGCAGCUGGACGCAGUUUAUGCAGCUCUGGAAAGAUUGGGGCAGGGAAACAUGCGCGUGGUCGUUGGGGAGAUCGGCUGGCCCACUUCAGGAGGCACUGCCACCGAUACGAACAACGCUCGGAUUCACAACCAAAACCUGGUGAACUUAGCUCGCGGAGGAACGCCACUGAAGCCCAACUUGGAAAUUCAGGCUUACAUAUUUGCAAUGUUUGACGAGAAUCUGAAGCCUGCUGGCCUAGAGCGGAGCUGGGGAUUGUACAAUCCCAGCAACUUCCAAGCGAAGUAUACCAUCAAUUUCGGUUAAUAACACCGUAUCCGACGUUCAGGACGAUGUGAACAGAGUCAUGUACAGCGAAGCAAAUCAAGCCAUUAAUCAUACCAACACACGCCCGCAUGAGAUAUUAAUAAAGCGAACAUGCUUAGUCAAUGAAGCUAACUAGCUGCAUCAGAUGAGAUCAAGCUUAGAGAUGGAAGUGAAUAACAAGCUUUCAAGUGAAAUAAAAUCUCGAGAUCAUGAUUGAUCAUCUGAAAAAGAAGCU
Marchantia polymorpha subsp. ruderalis is the source of this 1488-nucleotide messenger RNA. The record is from the annotation of a GenBank genome assembly. Lineage: Eukaryota; Viridiplantae; Streptophyta; Marchantiopsida; Marchantiales; Marchantiaceae.